Trichomonas vaginalis G3 is the source of this 300-nucleotide messenger RNA. RefSeq names its product LP04239P family. The record is from RefSeq and is a predicted model, not a curated record. Lineage: Eukaryota; Parabasalia; Trichomonadida; Trichomonadidae. The coding region runs from base 1 to 300 and encodes 99 amino acids. The transcript has a single exon.
AUGCCAGCUCUCUGCCAACACCCAGACACAACACCAGCUCUCUGCCAACACUCAUCUUCAAUGCCAGCUCUCUGCCAACACCUCGGCACAGCAACAACUCUCUGCCAAUACUCAUCUUCAAUGCCAGCUCUCUGCCAACACCUCGGCACAGCAACAACUCUCUGCCAAUACUCAUCUUCAAUGCCAGCUCUCUGCCAACACCUCGGCACAGCAACAACUCUCUGCCAAUACUCAUCUUCAAUGCCAGCUCUCUGCCAAUACUCAGCCUCAGCCUCAGCCAUCUGUGUCUAUUCCCCUUAA